Molecule: messenger RNA, 405 nt
Organism: Ichthyophthirius multifiliis
Lineage: Eukaryota; Ciliophora; Oligohymenophorea; Hymenostomatida
Product: protein kinase domain protein
Exons: 3
Biological process (GO): protein phosphorylation
Molecular function (GO): protein kinase activity; ATP binding
Source: RefSeq, a predicted model, not a curated record
AUGGUGUAAAAGGCGAUUUAUAACAGCACUUAACUUGUGAAAAAAGCAGAGGUUUUAUUAUCAUUAGAAUAUUUACAUAAUAAUGAUAUAAUAUAUCGUGAUUUGAAGCCUUAAAAUGUAUUGGUAUGUGAAGAUGGUCAUAUAAAACUAACUGAUUUCGGACUAUCCAAAGAAGGAAUUAAAGAAUAUGAAUAAGGAGCAAAAAGUUUUUGUGGAUCAGUAGCUUAUAUGGCUCCAGAAGUUUUAAAAAACUAAGGACAUGGUAAAUCAGUUGAUUUUUAUUAAUUUGGAAUUUUCAUAUACGAAAUGUUAACAGGGUAUACACCAUUUAGUGGUCCAGAUGAAUGCUAGAUUCAGACCUACUCCGAAUUAAAUUAAAAGACAUCCUUAUUUUUCUGGCUAUGA